This is a messenger RNA of Schistosoma rodhaini, 381 nucleotides long. The record is from the annotation of a GenBank genome assembly. Lineage: Eukaryota; Metazoa; Platyhelminthes; Trematoda; Strigeidida; Schistosomatidae.
AUGUCAGCAACACCAUCAUCAUCAUCACCAUCAUCAUCAUCAUCAUCAUCAUCAUCAUCAUCAUCAUCAUCAUCAUCAUCAUCAUCAUCAUCAUCAUCAUCAUCAUCAUCAUCAUCAUCAUCAUCAUCAUCAUCAUCAUCAUCAUCAUCAUCAUCAUCAUCAUCAUCAUCAUCAUCAUCAUCAUCAUCAUCAUCAUCAUCAUCAUCAUCAUCAUCAUCAUCAUCAUCAUCAUCAUCAUCAUCAUCAUCAUCAUCAUCAUCAUCAUCAUCAUCAUCAUCAUCAUCAUCAUCAUCAUCAUCAUCAUCAUCAUCAUCACCCAUCACUAUCCGUCAUCUAUCCCCAUUUCAUUAUACUACUGUCUAUCACAAAAAAUACAGUUAA